CCAAUAUGGAAGAACUGGCGGUGGAGGUCCGUGGCUCCAACGGGGCUUAUUACAAGGGCUUUGUCAAAGAUAUCCACGAUGACUCUCUCACCAUUGCCUUUGAGAACAAUUGGCAGCCAGAACGCCAGGUGCCCUUCAGUGAUGUCAGGUUGCCACCUCCUGCUGACGCCAAGAAGGAGAUUGGAGAGGGCGAGGAGGUGGAGAUCCUCUCCAGAGCCAAUGAACAGGAACCUUGUGGUUGGUGGCUGGCUAAAGUUCGCAUGAUGAAGGGAGAUUUCUAUGUGAUUGAGUACGCAGCCUGUGAUGCCACCUACAACGAGAUUGUGACCUUUGAGCGCCUGCGUCCUGUCAACACCAACAAGGCCAUCACCAAGAACACCUUUCACAAGUGCACUGUCCCUGUUCCUCAGGAUCUACAAGAAGCGUGCCAGAACGAGAAUGCCCAUAAGGACUUCAAGAAAGCCGUAGGAGCCUGUCGCAUCUCAUACUGCCCUGAGACCAGCCAACUAGUGAUUGUGUCCACCAAUGAGACUACAGUGAAGCGUGUGUCUUUGCUGAGUGACAUGCACUUGCGCAGCCUCAGGACCAAGCUACUGCUAAUGUCACGCAACCAGGAAGCUACAAAACACCUGGAGAGCUCUAGGCAGCUGGUGUCAUCGUUCCAGGAGGAGUUUAUGGUGAGACCAGAUCUGAUGGGCCUGGCCAUCGGCAGCCACGGCAGCAACAUCCAACAAGCUCGGAAAGUUCCAGGUGUCACUGCCAUUGAGCUGGAUGAGGAGACUGGCACUUUCAGGAUUUAUGGGGAGACAGCAGAGGCAGUGAAGAAGGCCAGGAGCUACCUGGAGUUUCUGGAGGAUUCUGUCCAGGUGCCAAGGAACCUUGUUGGCAAAGUGAUCGGUAAGAAUGGUAAGGUCAUCCAGGAGAUUGUGGACAAGUCUGGUGUGGUGAGGGUCAGGAUAGAAGGAGACAAUGACACCAAGCAGCCCCGACAGGAAUUGACACAGGGAAUGGUCCCCUUCACCUUUGUCGGUACUAAGGAGAGCAUUGGCAAUGUUCAGGUCUUGCUGGAGUACCACAUCUCUUACCUCAAUGAGGUUGAGCAGCUUCGUCUGGAGCGGAUGCAGAUUGAUGAACAGUUACGUCAGAUCACCCAGGGUCACCGACCAGCUGACAGGGAGAGAGGAGAGAGGGGGGAGAGAGGAGGAGGGUAUAAUACAGACAGCAGUGCCAAUGCCUCCUCAUCCUCCUUACAUGUCAGUCGAUCCUACAACGGUCGCGGCCGUGGGCGCAGGGGCCACAGCUACAGCACUGGAUAUGGCACCAACUCAGAGCAGUCCAAUGCCUCUGAGACUGAUUCAGAGCGCAGGGAUGAACUCAGUGACUGGUCCCUGGCUGGAGAGGACCAGGACAGGGAGAGGGAGAGAGGCCCGCGGCCUCAGAGAGAUGGUCACAGGAGGGCAGGACCCGGUAGAGGCCGCGGAGGCCCUGGAGGAAGGGGAAGAGGAGGAAGAGGAUACACCAACAGUUCUGCAGCGCCUCAGAACCACGAGGAUAACCAUGCCUAUGCAGUCCUGGAGACGAACACGGAGACAGAUCAGACAGCCGAUACAGAUGCUAGUGAGUCCCACUUGCCUGCAAACCGCCGCAGAAGGUCUCGGCGACGCAGAACCGAUGAGGACGCCACACUGAUGGAUGGCAUGAGCGAGUCAGACAACGCCUCAAUGAGUGAAAAUGGAAUAGAUGACUUGGAAGCUAAACCUCAGCGUCGCAACCGUAGUCGCCGUCGCCGCAUCCGCCUGCCGGAGGAGAGGCAGCCAGUGACUGUGGCCGACUACAUAUCCAGGGCUGAAUCUCAGAGCAGACAGAUGACCACCAAGGACUCCAAGAAAAACAAGGAUGUGGGUAAUGUGGAUGCCAUCGCUGAGCACAGCCCACAGUCUGCCCCAGCAACCACCAAUGGUUCCAACAACAAUGCUGCCGACAGUGAGGGCAGCAAUACCACCAGAGCUCCCAGGUCUUCCACUGAGAGGCCUGCCAAAGUCUCCUACAAAGAAGACUCUAAGCCACAACCUGUGGUGAACGGACUCUCCUAGUCAGACCCCGGCAAAGGAAAUGGUUUCAAAUAUUUGAACUUCUUUGGCUGCACACAAUUGAAUAUCACUGUCUCUAGAGCAGCCUUAAAAGUGAAACAUUUAAAUAUAACAAGCACUGUUCUUUUUUUUACUUCACAAAUAUUUGAAACCUUUUUCAUUGCUCAAGUUUUAGAGGUCUGAACCUAAACUCCCUUUACACGUGUUCUGUCCAACUAUCCAUUUUAUUACAGUUUUGUUUUUUUACAAUAGUUCUUCCUGUAUGAGCUUGCCAAAGAUAGUCAAACACACACAGACUUACAGACAUCUCUACUUAACUGUAUUUUUCGGUCCACUCUUCAUUGAGAGCUCAGGGAGAGGUUGGACUGAAUGCAGUAUUUAUAAAAUGCAGACAGGGAUUCCACUCAAACCCAUACUGUGGUAUGAAUGCAGCAGUUCUUUUUUUUUUUUUAUUGGUAUAAAUAAUAUCAUAGCAGGGUUUUAGAAUAAAACAGUCUGACUUUUACCAGGCGGACCCAGAAAGAUGCUUCCACGACCUUUUUUCAGGAUCUUGUGCAUCUGAAGUAGUUUGUAACUUAAAUGUUCUGCAUGAGCAGUACCACAGUGCAGACAGGUUUGUUGGAAACCCAAGUACGUUUGACAUACAUGUGAUCAGCUGUUGUGCCUUGAGAGUAGAUUCAACAUGUUGUUGCCUGGCUCUGCACAUCAUCUGAAAUCCUUUCACUCAUUUCCGUGUUAUUCGGUUGCCUUCACCUGCCACAGUUGAACCAGUCUGAGCUGUCUGUCUGCUUGUGCUAUAUGUACACUUAAGGCACUGUAGGCAGGUGCAGGCCAACACUGGAAGACCUUGAAAGGAUUUCAGCAUAUCUUUAUUAAAUCAGGUGUGUCUAUUCUUAAUGUUUGUGGGGCAAAUGAGUCCAGUUAUCAUUUAUAUAUAUAUCUGUUGAGGAGUUUGACAUUAGCUGCUUUGUUUUUCAAUAUGCAACCACUUCGUUCAUAGAAGAAACGUUAUUACGGAGUGUCUGGAAAAGAAACAAACCAUAGAAGAGUUGUUUUCUUUGCACUGAAACAUAACCUUUUUUUUUUGUUUGUUUAAAAAGUUAAUUGUAGUCGAGUCGGGAAACUGGCCUGUUGCUGUUUAGUGCUGUACGGAGAUGUAGCCAUCAGUGCUGGGUUUCCUGGAAACAUCUCAUUGCUAAACAUUGGGCAGUUUUAUCAAAUAUGAGAGGAAAGAUACUGAUACUGCUUCCUCCCAGAAAUCCAAUAUAAUCAACAGAUUCAAUGCACAUUUGCUGUAUCUCUGAGGUUAAUAUCCCCUUUUAAUUGCUCACUAUUGCAGAAAUCCUGUCGAAGCCGUAAGAACCAGACUACCCUGGUGUUGAGAUGUUUCUGGAAAACCAAGCCCAGGUGACAACAAUGUCAUUUUCAUGGUUCUUCCACAGACUGGCUGGCUGGAAACUGGUCAUGACUGUUCCAUUAGGGAAGGAGAUUUAUUUGGUUUAUUUAUUUAAGAAAAUGUACAGUAUUUAAAAAAAAAAACAACAAAAAAAAAACAAGAAAAGCUUUUUCUUGACACUAAACUACACAUUACCUAGGGGUUA
Molecule: messenger RNA, 3691 nt
Organism: Toxotes jaculatrix (banded archerfish)
Lineage: Eukaryota; Metazoa; Chordata; Actinopteri; Toxotidae
Gene: fxr1
Product: fragile X mental retardation, autosomal homolog 1
Exons: 18
Coding region: 6-2093 (695 amino acids)
Biological process (GO): central nervous system development; regulation of filopodium assembly; regulation of dendritic spine development
Cellular component (GO): presynapse; dendritic spine; postsynaptic density
Molecular function (GO): translation regulator activity; mRNA 3'-UTR binding; protein homodimerization activity
Source: RefSeq, a predicted model, not a curated record